Leishmania mexicana MHOM/GT/2001/U1103 is the source of this 561-nucleotide messenger RNA. Its product is annotated as GTP-binding protein-like protein. The coding region runs from base 1 to 561 and encodes 186 amino acids. The record is from RefSeq and is a predicted model, not a curated record. The transcript has a single exon. Gene Ontology annotation, cellular component: Golgi apparatus; endosome. Lineage: Eukaryota; Euglenozoa; Kinetoplastea; Trypanosomatida; Trypanosomatidae. Gene Ontology annotation, molecular function: GTP binding; GTPase activity.
AUGGUGCUCUUGCGCCUCCGCGUCGCCGUGGUCGGUGAGCCGACCUCCGGCAAAACUGCAUUCGUUCAGAUGGUGCAUAGCAACGGUACGGUAUUCCCCAAAAACUAUCUCAUGACAAUGGGUUGCGACUUUGUCAUAAAAGAGUUUGCGCUGGACGAGGACAGCACGGUCGAGGUGUCGCUCCUGGACGUGGCGGGGCAGCGGCUGUAUGAUCGCAUGACAUCUCACUAUCUAGAGAACGUGUCUGCCUUUAUUCUCGUGUACGAUGUGUCGAACAAGGCAACGUUCGAGUCAUGUCGGAAGUGGGUGGCCAAGGCGCGGACUGCGAAGAAGGACAUGAUCGGCUUCCUUGUGGCGAACAAGAUGGACCUCGCUGACAAGGCCGAGGUCACGGAUAAUCAAGCGGAGGUUUUUGCACGCGCUAAUCAACUUACCUUUUUCAAGUGCUCUGCACUGCGCGGCACGGGCACGGUAGAGCCCGUGGAGAGGCUCUCGCGCAUGUUCCUGGAGGAGUAUCAGAAGAGACUGGCUCAGCUGUCACAGCUCAGCGCAUGUAAGUGA